AUGCAGUUUGGCUGUGCUGAACUGAAGCCUCCCUGUAGAAACGCCCCGGCACCGCGCUGCAACCACAUACAUAUUCGCACGGCGCACAGACACGGAAGCGCAAGCAUGGCCGCCACCAUGAAGCUGUCACUCACCUUCGUCCUCCUCCUCUCCGCGCUGGUGGUGUUCGGGGACGCCGGGGCGACCUGCGACAACAUCCGGUGCAUCCAGGGAGGGUACAUCACCUGCAAGAACUACCCCGGCCAGAAGCUCGACGGGUGCGCCUGCGUGUGCGCGCCCAAGGACGGCAAGGGCUGCGUGCUCCACCUCGACAGCGGCUCCACCAACAAAUGCACCAAGUACUGA
This is a messenger RNA of Triticum turgidum subsp. durum (durum wheat), 345 nucleotides long. The record is from the annotation of a GenBank genome assembly. NCBI's taxonomy places the organism in Eukaryota, Viridiplantae, Streptophyta, Magnoliopsida, Poales, Poaceae.